Molecule: messenger RNA, 1818 nt
Organism: Arctia plantaginis
Lineage: Eukaryota; Metazoa; Arthropoda; Insecta; Lepidoptera; Erebidae
Source: the annotation of a GenBank genome assembly
AUGUCCGCGCCGACGGGACAACACGCGAGUGAGAAAAACAGUGACGUAACCGUCAUUGACAUCGACACCGACAUCGAUAUUAUCACCGAUAUUAUCGAUAAUAUCAAUAACCAAACAAAAAUAGAAGAUUCUAACGUACCAGUGAUAUACAUAGAUAAGCCAAAGGAAAUUAAAGCCAUGAAUGGAAACGGUAUUACAAAACCAAAUUCCAAGUCGAGUAACAUAGUGGAGGCUGUGCAGACUGCUCGGGAUGCCUUCAACCGUGGAGUCACCCGUCCUAUAGAAUGGCGUCGGAAGCAGUUGAACAGCUUGCUUCGUAUGUACGAAGAAAACCGCAACGCGAUGAUAGAAGCUCUGCACAAGGAUCUCAGGAGAAGCAAGAUGGAAGCUGUACUCCUUGAAGUGGACUACCUUAUCAAUGACUUGAAAAACACCAUACACUAUCUGGAUGAAUGGAGUGCACCCGAGAAGCCACCAAAAGGUAUCGUCAACAUAUUAGACAAAGUUGUCAUCUACAACGAUCCCUACGGCGUGGUCCUGGUCGUGGGUGCAUGGAACUACCCUCUGCAGCUGCUACUGCUGCCCAUGUCAGGAGCUAUAGCAGCUGGCAACACGGUUAUCGUCAAGCCAAGCGAAUUGUCGGUUGCUUGCGCUCAGUUUGUUGCAGAAACCAUACCCAAAUAUUUGGAUAACGAGGCUGUAAUCGUAGUUGAAGGUGGCCCACAAGAGACCACAGAGCUUCUGAAGCAAAAGUUCGACUAUAUCUUUUUCACCGGAGGCACGAACAUUGGCAAGAUCGUUUAUGAAGCUGCUACUAAGAAUCUGACUCCAGUUACAUUGGAAUUGGGAGGGAAAAGCCCUGUGUAUAUUGACAAUACGGUAGACAUCUUCGUGACAGCGAAACGUAUUCUUUGGGGCAAGUUUAUCAAUGUUGGUCAGACCUGCAUCGCCCCUGACUACGUUCUUUGCACAAAAGAGGUCCAGGACAAAUUCAUUGAAGCCGCCAAAAAAGUGCUGAAGGAGUGGUAUGGUGAUGAGCCACAGAAAUCACCAGAUUUGUGCAGAAUUAUCAAUAGCAGACAUUUCAGCCGUCUCCAAGCCCUAGUUGACGCCAGCAGGGAUAAGAUAGCCAUCGGCGGUACAUACGAUGCUAAUGACAGGUUUAUUGAGCCCACUGUUCUUUCAAAUGUAACAGGCACAGAUAAAAUAAUGCAAGACGAAAUAUUCGGCCCCAUUCUACCAAUUGUAACGAUCGAGAACGCAUACGAGGCGAUUAAGUUUAUCAACGAAAGGGAACAUCCGUUAGUGCUUUACGUGUUCAGCACACAAAACAACAUACAAAAGUUGUUCACUGAACAAACUCGUUCGGGCAGUAUCAAUAUGAACGACACAAUCAUGUUUUAUGGCGUGCUCUACGUGUUCAGCACGAAUGAUAAGGUGGUGUCAAGUUUGGUUGACAACACAAGUAGCGGAGGAAUGUGUGUUAACGAUACCGUCAUGCAUAUGGGAGUGGAAACUUUGCCUUUCGGCGGCGUUGGUUCGAGUGGCAUAGGUGCCUACCACGGUAAGGCAACCUUUGACACGUUCACACACAAGAAGAGUUGCCUCAUUAAGAACUUCGCAGCGAUUGGGGAGAAACUGGCUUCGGGUCGCUACCCGCCAUACUCGGAAAGCAACCUUAAUUUCCUCAGUACGUUGAUGCGGAAGCGCUUCGGCCCAUCGCUGAAGUUCGUACCUUACGUACUCGCGUUCGCACUUGGCGCUGGAUUGUCGUACGGAAUUUUCACUUGGCAGAAGAUGACAUCAGAAGACUUGUAA